Lactuca sativa (garden lettuce) is the source of this 1306-nucleotide messenger RNA. RefSeq lists its product as uncharacterized. Gene Ontology annotation, biological process: regulation of secondary shoot formation. Gene Ontology annotation, cellular component: nucleus. The record is from RefSeq and is a predicted model, not a curated record. Lineage: Eukaryota; Viridiplantae; Streptophyta; Magnoliopsida; Asterales; Asteraceae. Gene Ontology annotation, molecular function: DNA-binding transcription factor activity; sequence-specific DNA binding.
AAGUGCCAGGAGUUUACUUAAUUAUGCCCUAAAAGAUGAACAUUUGUUGCCCUAAAAGAUAAAGAGUUGUAGUCUUUAAGAAGAUGCAUAAUGUAGAUUAAUCCAUUUGAAGGAAAAGGGUGCUUUGAUCUAUUUGCUUUUACUUCAAUUGGAUGAAAAUUUAGCUGAAGAUUUUCUCUCCUUUUUGGGUUCUAAAUUCAUUUCUAAAUAUGUUUAAUUUCUCCAACUCUUUUCCUUCUCCAAUCAAUGGCUUCCCUCAUUCUUCUACUGUCUUUUUUGGUCAAGAAAAAGAUGGCGUUCAUUUCAACCACCACCCAUUUAUCGCCGGAGAUUGCUCUUUUGAUCAUGUUCAAACUCCUUUACCCAUUAAAGCAUCAAGUAUACAAAAUUCUGAUAAUCGUAAUCAUCUGAAUCUUUCAGAAUCAGUGAACUCUCCCUCUAGAAAGCGAGUUGCAGUUUCAAAGAAAGAUCGACACAGUAAGAUCUUCACAGCUCAAGGUCCCAGAGAUCGGAGGGUGAGAUUAUCAAUUGAGAUUUCAAGAAAGUUUUUUGGUCUUCAAGAUUUGCUAGGGUUUGAUAAAGCAAGCAAAACCCUUGAUUGGCUCUUUACGAAAUCGAAGUCCGCCAUUAAAGACUUGCUUGAAGAAAAGAAGCACACGUUAUCUCCUUCCACUCUUACUGAUCAAUGUGAAGAAGUUUUCAUGGAGAAAGGAGAUCAUGUCGAAAAGAAGGGAAAAAAGAAGAAACCAGUAGCUGCUAAGUACGUUAAUGGCGUCAAAAGGAAGAAGAAAACAACACCAAAAAAUAUGAAAACUGGAUUUCCUAUAAAUCUUGCAGCUAGAAUCCAGUUAAGAGCAGAGGCAAGAGCAAGAGCUAGGGAAAGAACAAUCGAAAAAUCCCGAAACAAAAACCUGGAAAACAUCGACUCCAAGAAUGUUCUUGAUGAUCGUAAUUACUGCUAUCUUCAAUCACAAAGUAACCACGAACCCAAAAUUGGGGAAUCAUUCAUGGAGCAAAAGCUUCCAAAGCCAUACUCACUUCUGUAUACUUCCCACCACAACUUCGUUGGAUCAAAAGAUUCAAUCUCCCAGUUUAAGAACAAUCUCCAUUGAUCUAGAUCUUGAAGAGCCGCCGGAUCUAUUACUGAUCAGUGCAAAAGAUCUUGUCGAUGAUGGAGCGAUAUAUACUUAAGGAUGUAAGUCCAUAAAUGUUGUUGAUUAAACAGUUAAUCCAUUUUACUAUAUUUUUUAUGCCUUUUGAGUGUUUGUAACUUUGAUCUAUCUACCAAAUAUAUGACACUCGUGAU